AUGUCGUUCGCCAACCUAACCCUCCUCUUGGAGGCCGUCGCCGACCAGGAAGGCAGUGGCCAAGUCAUCUGCUAUCAACCUCGGAAUACCACCAAGCCCAAGUCAUACACCUACCGCCAGUUGCUGGAAGAUGCGCAGAAGGCUUCUUGGGCUCUUCGCUGCCGUUCGGAUUUCUAUCCAGGCCGGGUGGUUCUCAUUCACCUAGAGACACACUGGGAAAACAUAGUCUGGUUCUGGGCUGUCAUACUGGCCGGGUGUAUCCCAGCAAUGUCUACAGCACUUUCCAAUAACCCUGCGGCUCGUAUAUCACACCUGAUGCACCUGGCAACCACUUUGAAAAAUCCCGGAUGUCUCACAACAGCCGAUAAGUUGUUCGAAUUCGGCGGACAAGAUGUUAUCGCGCCCAUCGCUCUUGAGUCGUUAGAUACAGACAAACCCCCAGCGUCGGAAUUGCGCAACGUCUGCCGUGACGCUACGCCAGACGACAUUGCCAUACUGAUGUUGACAUCUGGCAGUACCAGCAACGCCAAAGCAGUGAUUCUCACGCACCAGCAGAUCUUCAUGGCACUUGACAGCAAGUACAAGGUGGUUUCAUUGCCGGAUAAUACUUCGUUUUUAAACUGGGUCCGCUGUGACCAUGUUGCAGCCAUUGUUGAAAUCCACCUGCAAGCCCUCUUUGCCCAUAAAGACCAGGUGCAUGUGCAGGCACCGGAUGUCCUGUCUAAUCCUGUUGCCUUUCUUGAUAUCAUAGACCGUCAUCGAGUCUCCCGUACUUUCGCGCCGAAUUUCUUCUUUGCUCGCAUCCGUACCGCGCUCGAGGCUCAUGGCGACCGCUGUACCACAUACGAUUGGGAUCUCAGCUGUCUGCGGUAUAUCGCCUCAGGUGGCGAGGCAAACGUUACCAAGACUGGUGUUGCGGUGGCAAAGCUGCUGGCUAGAUAUGGUGCUCCAGAGACCAUCAUUGCUCCGGGCUUCGGGAUGACAGAGACCUGCGGCGGUGCCAUCUACAACUUGGACUUCCCUCUCUAUGAUGUCGAGCGAGGUCUUGAGUUUGCAUCCGCAGGGAAAUGCAUACGAGGCUUAAGCAUGAGAAUCACCACCUCGGAAAAUGCCAUGGCACCGACUGGGACCGUGGGAAAUCUCGAAUUGUCCGGGCCCAUCCUCUUUAAAGGGUACUUCAAUAACCCAGCUGCAAACGAGCAGUCAUUCACCAGCGAUGGCUGGUUCCAGACCGGUGACCUGGCUUCCAUCGACGACAAAGGCAAUCUCCACAUAACUGGAAGGGCUAAAGAAUCAAUGAUCGUCAACGGUGUCAAGUACAGUCCACAGGAGAUCGAGACGGCCCUAGACCAGCCGGGCAAAGUUCCUGGUCUGGUCCCGAGCUUCACUUGUUGCUUUUCUUCAUUCCCUCCAGGGGGUGAUACCGAGGUUAUCUGCGUGGUUUACUUGCCGAGCUACGCCCCCGGCGACGACGUCGCGCGAGCCAAAACGGCGGACACGGUGGCCAAAAUUGCCAUGAUGUCUACAGGUGCCCGACCACAAGUUCUGCCUCUUGAUAAGUCACAGUUACAAAAAUCAGCUCUGGGCAAAUUAUCGCGAUCUAAAAUCAAGAUGGCUUUUGAGAAGGGCGAUUACAGCUCCUAUCAGGAGAUCAAUUCGGAAGCGAUCAAGCUACACCGGUCGACGGCCCGUGUUAACCCUUCCAAUGAGCUAGAAGAAAAAUUGCUUGACCUCUUCAUCAAGUGUCUCGACCUACCCGAAGAGGAAUUCGAUGUGCAGUCCUCCCUGUUCGACAUGGGAAUCACCUCGGUGGAACUCAUUAAAUUGAAGAAGAAGAUCGAAGAGCAGCUGAACCUCGCUCAUGAAAUCCCGAUAAUCACCUUGAUGACGAACCCCGUUGUCCGCGACCUAACCAUUGCAUUGGAAGACCAGCAGAGUCCUCAAUCAACGAGCGAGUAUAACCCCACGGUGACACUGCAGUCCCAGGGCGAGAACACACCGCUGUGGCUUGUCCACCCAGGUGUGGGUGAGGUUCUCGUCUUCCUCAACCUAGCAAAAUUCAUGGUAGAUCGAAAAGUCUAUGCAUUGCGUGCGCGGGGAUUCAACGAAGGCGAAAAGCCCUUCGAGACAAUUGAAGAGGUUGUCAGUACAUACCAUUCCGCCAUCAAACGAAAGCAGCCGCACGGGCCGUAUGCACUGGCAGGCUAUUCAUAUGGCACAAUGCUGGCAUUUGAGGUGGGCAAAGUACUGGAGAGCAACGGGGACGAAGUGCGCUUCCUUGGGUCCUUCAACCUGCCGCCCCAUAUCAAGACUCGCAUGCGUCAGCUAGACUACAAAGAAUGUCUCCUCCAUCUCUCCUACUUUUUAGAUCUCAUGACUGAGGAUCGCGCGCGGGAACUGGCUGUGGAAAUGCAAGACGCUACUCGGGAAGCGGUCCUCGCGAGGGUGAUGGCCGAAGCUGAUCAGGAUCGUCUUGCUGAACUGGCCCUCUCGUCUGAGGCUAUCACCAAAUGGGCUUGCUUGGCCUUUGCCCUGCAAAGCAUGGCUGUUGACUAUGACCCUGCCAGUUCCAUUGCUGGCAUUGAUGUCUUCUACUGCAAUCCUCUGGCAGUGGCAGCUUCUUCAAAGGCUCAGUGGCUUAGUGAGCAUUUGAGUAGUUGGAAAGAUUUCUCGCGGUCGCCGCCGCGCUUCCAUGACGUUGGAGGUGCCCAUUACACCAUGUUGGGGCCGGAGCAUGUCUUUGGUUUCCAGAAAACAUUACGAAAUGCCCUUGAUGCAAGGGGAAUUUAA
Penicillium nucicola is the source of this 2790-nucleotide messenger RNA. Its product is annotated as non-ribosomal peptide synthetase. Lineage: Eukaryota; Fungi; Ascomycota; Eurotiomycetes; Eurotiales; Aspergillaceae. Bases 1 to 2790 code for a protein of 929 amino acids. The transcript has a single exon. The record is from RefSeq and is a predicted model, not a curated record. Gene Ontology annotation, molecular function: CoA-ligase activity. Gene Ontology annotation, biological process: biosynthetic process; secondary metabolic process.